AUCUCUUUAACUGCAUUUGGAUCCUCACUCGCUCCACGAACACGAAUCAAACAGAUUACAUUUCGUGACCUCUGUCACGAACUGCCGUGAGACUGGGUUGGGUAUUUCCUCUGUUUGUCGAUGUGGUUCCUGGUGCUGUUGGUGUGGUUUCUGGUUUGGGCCGGCCGUACUUACUGGUUUCUGUUUGGCAAACCCAGCCCUUUCUCACUGGAGUCCAUUAGACCGCCCGGACCUUUAGAGAUGGACCAGAAGAAGAGAUACACAAUUCUGAAGCAAGGCUUCAGGAAAGAGAAGGUUCCAGAGAAUCUGGACGCCAUCGUGAUUGGGAGUGGCAUCGGUGGCAUGACGGCGGCAGCUACACUGGCCAAACUGGGCAAGAGAGUGCUGGUGCUGGAGCAGCAUGACCAGCCUGAGCAAAGCCCUUAACACUCACUGCUCCUGGGGUGCAAUGUCCAAAGUAUGUGAGCAAAAGGAUUUCACUCUGUUGU
Molecule: messenger RNA, 488 nt
Organism: Tachysurus fulvidraco (yellow catfish)
Lineage: Eukaryota; Metazoa; Chordata; Actinopteri; Siluriformes; Bagridae
Product: inactive all-trans-retinol 13,14-reductase-like
Exons: 3
Coding region: 121-426 (101 amino acids)
Source: RefSeq, a predicted model, not a curated record